Scaptodrosophila lebanonensis is the source of this 2174-nucleotide messenger RNA. It is a transcript of the gene KLHL18, whose product is annotated as kelch-like protein 18. The transcript has 4 exons. The record is from RefSeq and is a predicted model, not a curated record. The coding region runs from base 69 to 1793 and encodes 574 amino acids. NCBI's taxonomy places the organism in Eukaryota, Metazoa, Arthropoda, Insecta, Diptera, Drosophilidae. Gene Ontology annotation, molecular function: protein binding.
UGGUAGCACUGCAACAGUGUAUUGUUUUUUUUCGGGCUCAUAUCUAGUGGGCUAAGCCUGAAGUUGAAAUGGAAAUGGAUUUAGGUGAUAGCCAACUGGAUGAACACUUCACAAUUUACAAGCACGAAGAUUUGUUUAGCGAGAGCUUUCCGCUGUUCAAGGAAAUUCGGAGGUUGGGAAAGCUUUGCGAUGUUACGUUGAGGGUGGAAGAUCAAACGUUCUCCGCCCAUCGAGUUGUACUCGCGGCGACGAUACCCUACUUUUAUGCUAUGUUUACCAAUAAUAUGCAGGAAUCGCGAGUUAAAGAUAUAACCAUACGCGAGAUCGAGCCCAGUGCUUUGGAGAGCCUUAUUAAUUAUGUGUACAGUGGUCAGGUGCGCAUCGAUAAUCAGAAUGUUCAGAGCCUGAUGGUUGGCGCCUCAUUCCUGCAGCUCACUCAGGUGCGGAAUGCCUGUGCAGAUUUUUUAAUAUCACGCUUUCAUCCGCAUAAUGUGCUCGGAAUACGGCACUUCUCCGACUCGAUGAGCUGCGUCCAACUGACAGCGGCAGCCGACAAGUAUAUUGAUCAACAUUUUGCCAAAGUAUCGCAAGGAGAAGAGUUUCUUACACUGGACUGCGAACAGUUGUUGGAGCUAAUGCGUCGGGAUGAGCUUAAUGUGAUAUCCGAGGAAGUGAUAUUCGAAGCAUGCAUGCGUUGGGUAAAAUAUGCGGAAGGCAGGCGCUCGGAGCUGUUUCCGCAGGUGUUGGCUGCAGUGCGACUGCCACUGCUUUCCCCCCAAUUUCUGGCCGAUCGUGUUGCACGCGAGGAGUUAAUACGUUCAUCGCAUCAGUGUCGUGAUUUAUUGGACGAGGCCAAGGAUUUCCAUUUGAUGCCAGAGCGAAGGGGCUUACUGCAAUCAUUUCGUACACGCCAACGUUGUGGAGAAUUCUUCACGGGCCAAAUUUAUGCUGUUGGUGGUCUGGCGAGCACUGGCGAGUCUGUCAGCACGGUGGAGAUUUAUGAUCCGGUUACAAAAAAAUGGAAAAUGGGCGAACAAAUGUCCAUGAUGCGCUCCCGCGUUGGUGUGGCCGUUUUGGAUGGCAAAUUAUACGCAUUUGGUGGCUUCAAUGGCACCGAACGACUUUCCACUGUGGAAGUCUAUGAUCCGCGUAAGAACAAGUGGUCGCAGGGAUGUGCCAUGUUGUGCAAACGCAGCGCUGUCGGCGUGGCUGCUUUAGAUGACUGCAUUUAUGUGUGUGGUGGAUACGAUGGCGUCACGUCGCUCAACACCGUCGAGUGCUACUAUCCAAAGAGCAAUACGUGGAAAACAGUCGCCCAAAUGAUGAAAUAUCGCUCAGCUGGCGGCGUCACUCAAUUAAAUGGCUACGUUUAUGCCCUGGGGGGACACGAUGGUCUCUCUAUAUUUGAUUCUGUGGAACGCUAUGAUCCCAACGAAGAUGUUUGGGUCAAAAUGUCAUCGAUGCUGAAUCGUCGCUGCCGUCUAGGAGUCGCCACAUUAAAUGGCAAAAUUUAUGUAUGCGGGGGAUAUUGUGGCAACUCGUUUCUACGCUCCGUAGAAUGCUACGAUCCACUUACAGAUACGUGGAAAUUAAUCACGCCAAUGAAUUGUAAACGAUCGCGAGUGGCUCUUGCGGCAAAUAUGGGAAAAUUGUGGGCGAUUGGCGGCUAUGAUGGCGAAUCCAAUCUGUCCACAGUGGAGGUUUUUGAUCCAGAAACUGAUAAAUGGACCUUUGCGCCUCCCAUGUGUGCACACAGUGGGGGCGUAGGUGCCGGCGUCAUACGCAUUGAGUAGAAAUAGAUUUAUAAAAAGAGUUGAAAUUUAUUGUAUAGUUUUAAGAAAAAUGGUCAGUUAUAGUUAAUUUAUGAAAUUGUUCACGUAUAUCUUUAGGCGCUUACUGAGCAAUCUGCGCUAUUAUUUCUAUUGUAUAUGUGGCAGCUAAAUUAAUAGAACAUCGUCUACUGUCUAUGCCAUACAUGUAUAUAUAGAUAUAUAUCAUUCCAGUUGUACCUAUCUGCCUAUUUCUAUGAAUAAUGAGUAUGAGUGUGUAAGUAUUUAUUUAUUUGUCUCCAAUACUCGCUAAUUUUUAAAUGUAACUCUCAAUGCAAUUGAAUAUACAUAAAACUUAUUUUAUCUUUAUACACAUCUAUAUUAUAUGUAUGACUAUUGGAUCUG